Molecule: messenger RNA, 777 nt
Organism: Mesorhabditis spiculigera
Lineage: Eukaryota; Metazoa; Nematoda; Chromadorea; Rhabditida; Rhabditidae
Source: the annotation of a GenBank genome assembly
AUGUGGCGAGUAUUUCGGCGUUUUUUCUUCCUGAUCUUGAUGAAAGCUGUCUUUCCUAUCAAUACAAAAUACGCUGACGCUUCGAACCUGUACGAGGAGACAAUUGACAAGAUUUUUGCUGACAUAGAAGCCGAGCGCAGGCUGAUUUUUAGCAGCGGAAGAUGGAUUCAGGCUUUCAACUGGUCGCCGGCUACGAACAACCAAUCAUCGCUCAACGAGCUCACCCGGUUAAAUAACGGUCUCCUAAAACUCAAGAAGAACAUCAAGGAAGAGCAGCUGGGCGUGAAACGAGUGGACGGACAAGUGAGGGUCAACAUCGAUGUAAAACUCCUAUUUCAUAACAACCACGACGAGUUACCCAAAAACAAAUAUUCGCUCAGCUAUUUGCCUUUGAUGGGCAUGCUCUACAACGCUAAUCCGCGUGAACCCGAGGUCCUGCACAAUUUUCGACGUGGCUGCGAUAAAUAUAACCCACUAAAGCUGAUGCAGGAAUAUGCAGAAGCCCUUUCGGUUAAUGCGGGGCUGCAGCCUACUUCUCAAAUGAUGGUCGUCAACGAGUUGUUACGACUCGAGCGGCGCGCAACAGACGAUCGAUUACACUUCUAUAUGCUUGCAAUUCUUCAUACGGAAUGCCUGGCGCUAAGCCAACGUAAUGUCCUGCGACGAAAGGGGCCAAUUCCCCUCACCGGACUCUAUCAGUAUGCCGUCGUCGCACUAAACAUUCUACAAAGAAAAUAUUUAGCCGCCGCGCGGCUGAUUGCGAUGCAUGGAGAGCUA